AUGACCAUGAGUUCGGUGGCCGAGAGCCUGUUGGGACCCGACCCCUCCAAAGCCUCUUUCCUGGAGCUCGGUCACCCCUCGCCCCCCCAUUACCCGCUGCACGGUCUCCAUCCCAGCGGACACCCCCAGCACGACCCUUCUUCACCUUUCGCUUCUUACGGCCGGCCCGGGCCCUACCCUUACCCCACCGCUGCCCCCCCGGCUCCCCCCGGAGGUCCCUACCUGCCCUACCCGCCCCCCGGCUCUCAGCAUCCCCCGGCCGGGCUGGCCCACGGUUCCAGGCUGCAGGACGCAGAGCAUGAGAAGCCCCUGACCCUCUCCAACGGGGACCUGCGCCUCAACGGCAAGGGGAAGAAGCUCCGCAAGCCCCGCACCAUCUACUCCAGUUUGCAGCUCCAGGCUCUCAACCAACGUUUCCAGCAAACCCAGUACCUGGCGCUGCCGGAACGCGCCGAGCUGGCCGCCCAACUGGGGCUGACCCAGACCCAGGUCAAAAUCUGGUUCCAGAACAAACGCUCCAAGUACAAGAAGAUCAUGAAGCAGGGCUCCAACCUGCCUGAUGGGGACCACCUCCCUACCACCACCUCCCUCUCCCCCUGUUCCCCCAAUAUCCCCCCGCUCUGGGACAUCCCCGUGCCAGCCAAAGGGACCCCCCUGGCUCCCAGCAGCUACAUCAACAGCUUUGGAGCCUGGUACCAACCUCACCCACAGGACACCAUCCCCCGGGCACCCAUGAUGUGA
Molecule: messenger RNA, 741 nt
Organism: Calypte anna (Anna's hummingbird)
Lineage: Eukaryota; Metazoa; Chordata; Aves; Apodiformes; Trochilidae
Gene: DLX4
Product: distal-less homeobox 4
Exons: 3
Coding region: 1-741 (246 amino acids)
Biological process (GO): cell differentiation; negative regulation of transcription by RNA polymerase II; embryo development
Molecular function (GO): DNA-binding transcription factor activity, RNA polymerase II-specific; RNA polymerase II cis-regulatory region sequence-specific DNA binding
Source: RefSeq, a predicted model, not a curated record